Chara braunii is the source of this 4835-nucleotide messenger RNA. The record is from the annotation of a GenBank genome assembly. Lineage: Eukaryota; Viridiplantae; Streptophyta; Charophyceae; Charales; Characeae.
UACGAAGGCAUAGCCACGACAGACGGGCAGAGAAUCGAUUGCACUGCCAGAAGGAAGGUGAUCAAAAUGGCUAUGUCUAGAGGAGGAGUCGCAGAAGAAGAAGAAGAAGAAGAAGGGCCAACAACAGCUGCGCUAUCAGAAGCGACGGCAGGAGCGGCAGCAGGAGGAAGAGAUGGCAGAGGCGAUUCGAUUCAUCGGUUUCGGCAGGAGGAAGAGAUGGCAGAGGCAACGACUGGAAGAACAGGCAGAGGCAGAGUCCGAGGAGGAGAUCUUUUGCACUCAGAUCCAGCUCCGGCUGUUGAUCGGACGGUUGGCUCUGAUCCCGGCGAGCCGACGGUCCUUGAAAAUGACGAGGAACGGUGUAGAGAGCAGAGGAUGGAUUCGGACUCCGCCUUUUCAAUUGGGAAGAGGCUUAAGAUCGUAUCGUCUUUUUUCAAGGAGUUAUGGGCCUUAUGGCCGACCAAGACGAAGACGGUGUCUGCUGAAGCUGCAGAUGAACGGUCGACAGAGCAGAGAACGGAUUCCGCCUCAGGGUCUCCAAUCGGGAAGAGCGUAUCGUCGGUUUUCAAGGAGUUAUGGCGGCGUGAUUUGUCGAUUCGCAGGAAUCUGAUUUGCCCUGCAACUUCAGAGCGAAGGUCAGCAAGAGAGACGAGAAUUGACUGGCUCGAUCCUAUUAGGAAGAGCGUCGUUUUGUCGUUAAUGAGAAAGUUAUGGGCGCGUGUUUUGUCGAUUACCGAGCGUGUGUCUCGGCCUCUGCGCGACAAUGUGUCAUUCUUUCGCCUACACGUUGCCUAUUUUGUAAGCUUGAUCCUGGUGGGGUCGUUGCUCCUGUGGGCCAUACCCGUACGCCGGCAGAACAUGCUGCCUGUUCCCAAGCGUCGGAUGGAUUUCAUCGAUGCUGUAUUUUUUGCGGCAUCAGCCGCGUGUGUCACGGGUUUAAUCACGUUGGAUAUGAGCGUCUUCAGGACCGGGCAGUUAGUCGUUUUGAUGUUGUUGUCAGCACUCGGUGGGGGGGUGUUCACAUCCCUGGGUCCGGUGUUGGUGCGGCGACACUAUUUCCGUCUUAAGCUGAGAGAGACUGAAGAGAUGGAGAAGGCAGCGAACGCGGGGCAAAGGUCUGAGCAGCAUCAGCAGCGGCUGAAGCAGGAAGAUCGACAGACAGACACUCAUGGGAACGAUGGAGAACAGGCGCAUAUGGGAGACCCUGCGCGGUCGUCUUGCUCCUCAGGCGGCGUUUCCCAGGCAGGAGGAGGAGGAGGAGGAGGAGAAGCCGGCCGGGACUCGACCCUGACGGUUGAUGAAACCCAGGCAGAGGAUGUAGGAGAGAAAGUAGUUGUAGUCAUAGCAGGAGCCGCAGGAGCACCAGAAGCAUCGACAGGAGGAGGUGGAGGAGGAGGAGGAGGAGGAGGAGCAGCAGCCGGAGGAGGGAAGGUCCACAAGGAAGACACCAUGACGGUACGGGAUGAUAGACAGGCAUCUUUUCAGAGAAGAGGCAGACGAAGAGGAGGCGAAGAAUCGUCUACGGAGGCCGACUGGGAUGGAGGCGGCAUGAGAGGAGGAGGCCAGCAUCAAAGAUUUCCUAGCCUCACUUGGAGUGCCGGUGCGGCUUACAAACCAGUGCCACGCGAGAUGGUCGGUGACGCUCGGGACAAAUGGCGAGUGGUACCUACCGGUAGUGGAGAAGGAGCAGGAGGAGGAGGAGGAAGAAGUGGUGUUAGCGGUAGUGGUGGUAGGCCGGUGGUUACGCCGUCUGGUGGUCGUGCGCGGGAUAGGGAAAACACCCGUGAUUCACUGGGCUUGCCGCUUUCGUCGGCCCGCGAGGACCUCGAUAAUGACGAUGACGACAACACGGAGUUCUACCUCGUGGACUAUCACAAGAUCAGAUCCGUUGAGUACCUUGCGCUGGCCGAACUUAGUAAGCUGGUGCCUUUGUACUACGGCGUGUGCAUCUUCGUGGGCUCGAUUAUCAUGACUAUGGUGUUGGCCACGUCGCCAACAGACAAAGCGAUUGUUGAAAGGACCGGGGCCAACCUGUACUUCUUCUCCCUUUUCCACUCCUUCAUGGCCUUUUGUAACGCUGGAUUGUCUAUCAAUCCGGCGAACUUCCUGCCUUUCUACAAAUCGAUGGGCGUUCUCGUCGUCGCCGCCACUCUGAUUCUCCUUGGCAACACGCUUUAUGCCCCCACGAUGCGCGGCAUCAUACUUCUGCUCCAUCGCUUCUCCAAGAAGAAGAAGCGCGUGUACGAGUACCUGCUGGACCAUCCGCGAAAGUGUUUCACCCAUCUCUUCCCCGGCCCGCAGACGAAAUGGCUGCUCAUCGCCGUGAUCGGGAUCAAUGCCGUGCAGUCUGUGUCUUUCUAUGUUCUCGACUGGGAGAGUAAAGGGUUCGCGGAGAUGAGCACGUUCGACAAACUCGCUAACGGCCUGUUUCAGUCGAUAAGCACGCGGCACGCUGGCUUCCAGACGGUGGUCAUACCGUUGCUCAAUCCCGCGAUGGUCGUGUUGUACACCGGCUUCAUGUACGCGGCCGUCUAUCCCGUCUUUUUGGCACGUCAGCAAUCUCGCGCGCCGCAAGAAGCGUACCAUGACGCAGACAUCGGGAUCCCGAUCGUCGACUGGGAGUCGGAGCUCGUGGCGAACAGCGUGAAGUGGCAGGCGGCGGGACUGCUCGGGCAAGACGCCUUCCUGCUGUUCGUUGCUACCUUCCUGAUCUGCGUGAUUGAAGCAUGGAAAAUCAGGACAGACGUCAACUUUGCGAUCAUGAACAUCAUCUUCGAAGUGGUAAGCGCGUUCGGCAACGUAGGAGUCACCACUGGCAUUUGUUUUCCGGUAGAUGGGAACGAUCUGCAAUCGGGCUGUAACUCGAGUUCGCCCAAUUACAGUCUGUCUGGAGCGUUCCAUCCCUUGUCCAAAGCCAUUAUCGUGUUUGUCAUGUUGUUGGGUAGACAUAGAGGAUUGCCGCACAACAUAGAUUCAGCCAUACGCAUUCCCAAGAAGGCGUUAUUUAGGCGACAGACCGCUACGCUGCCGGCGGAUCUGACGGACUCGAUCACUUUCCUCACAAGCGUGCACAGAGAGUUGACAAGCCUACGAUUCUUACCGCAAGUGGGAGAAAAUCUGAGGGCAAAGGAGAGAGAAGAGAUGGCGGCACUGAAUGCGAGGCGGGUGUCGUUGAGAGAGCUAGCGGAGGAGAUUCGGAGGGAGACACUAAGGAGACGUGUCGUCGCGCAGGCAACAGAAGGCGAAGGAGGAGGAGGAGUAGAGGGAAAGGGGGAUGAGCAGUAGGAAAAGGAGGGCGGGGGUGGGGUAAGCAACGGCAAGGUUGUGUGGGGCUACAUGCCUUAAGUUUGUGCGAGAGCUAGAAAAGAGAGGAGAUUCAGAGAGGAACGCGUCGGGGACAUCAUUUGGUACGAAGAUAGCAGUAUCAUUAGUGGUAAUAGUAGUAAUAGUAGGAGUAGAGGGAACGGAGGCUAAGCAGUAGGAGAAGGAGAGCAGCAACGACAAGGAGAUUCUGAAUCAGAGGCAGGCGUAGAGAAGAUCUGGUACGAAGGAGAGCAGAGGAGAUUCUGAAUCAGAGGAAGGGCGUAGAGAAGAUUUGGUACCAAGGUAGCUCCAGCAUUAGUUGUAGUAGCAGGAGGAGGCGGAGGUAGAGGAUGGAGGGCCAGGAGAAGAGCAAGGUUGCGUGCAGAGGAGGGCGUCGGCGUCAUUCGGUACGAAGAUAGCAGCAGCGUUAGGAGUCGUAAUAGUAGGAAGAGGAGGAGGUAGGAGGGAGGGGCAGGCAGGGCAGGAGAACAGGAAUAUAAACAAUAAGGAGUUCGUGAAGCCAUGGCUGCGAUGGGGAAAGAUCAAGGGUGAGAGAGAAAAACAGACGAAGAUAAAUAUGUGAAGGGGGGAAAGAGAGGGAGGUGGCGAACAGAGAGACAUCCUCCCCCUCCUCCUCCCUCUCAUGAUCUUUUGCCCUUUCUUUCCUUUUGUCCUCCCCCUCCUCCUCCCUCUCCUGUUCGACAAUGUGCAUUCUAUAAAAUGCCAAAAAACUUGUUCUCUGGUCGAUCCUCCUUUCACUCCUUUCACUGUACAUAGCCCGCCACUCAACGAAAGGAGAGCUGAACCCACGGCGUUUCUCAGACACACACUCAUAGACACUUACAAACACUCACAGACUUAUGUUUGUCAGACAUACUUAGCCAUUCUUUUGUACCAUAAUAGGACGCUGGACCCGUUUUCCAGUAGGUGCAGCUCCCCACUCCUAGAUGGGGCCUUACAACAGGUUUUCUCUUGAAGGGGAUCAUCCUAUCACCCCGUUAAGUGGGAUCCGGCGUGAAGUUUAAGGGGAAAAAAAAAAAAAAAGAUUAAAGGGGGGAAAAAAGAAAAGGAAAGGAAAGGAACAUUAUAAUUUUUAGCGUAUUUAAGUGUAUAAAUAAUAUCCAUGCACGUAUGGUCAUUUUAAUUUAGACGUACUGAGUUGGUACUGAGUUGAGUCAGACGAUGGGAGAAUGAGGAAGAGCCGCACACGGAAGAAAUGCGCGCGGCAGAAUUUAAGCUUGCUAUGUUGACAUGGUCAUGUAGUCGGUUGCUAUGGGCGACUGGAGUACGUAUAGUCUGUUGCUAUGGGUGACCGGCGUACUAUGUGUGCAGAGUGUAAUUACUCAGGAAUUAUUUGCAUUGUAAGUUGAAUUGGAGGUUGGAGGUCACAGGCUCAAAUUCUGUAGGAUGCUGAAUUCUUCGGGAAAGUGGCCGAGUGGGUCCAUUUGAGGAGGUUAGUCGGUCAGGGUGGGACCGUGGGGGUAAUUACUUGGGAGUGUUAUCGCACUGGAUUGUUCGAGCCUUCGAACGGU